Meriones unguiculatus (Mongolian gerbil) is the source of this 2856-nucleotide messenger RNA. Its product is annotated as zinc finger protein 91-like. The annotation marks the transcript as partial. Gene Ontology annotation, biological process: regulation of transcription by RNA polymerase II. Lineage: Eukaryota; Metazoa; Chordata; Mammalia; Rodentia; Muridae. The record is from RefSeq and is a predicted model, not a curated record. Gene Ontology annotation, molecular function: RNA polymerase II cis-regulatory region sequence-specific DNA binding; DNA-binding transcription factor activity. The transcript is spliced from 4 exons.
AAACUUUAUGAAUGUAACCAGUGUGGUAAAGCCUUUGCAGAAAACAGUGAUCUCAUACAGCAUAAAAGAACACACACUGGAGAGAAACGUUAUGAAUGUAAUGAGUGUGGUAAAGCCUUUGCAAAAAACAGUAUUCUCUUAAGCCACAAAAGAACACACACUGGAGAGAAACCUUAUGAAUGUAAGCAGUGUGGUAAAGCCUUUGCACAAAACAGUGCUCUCAUAAGCCAUAAAAGAACACACACUGGAGAGAAACCUUAUGAAUGUAACGAGUGUGGUAAAGCCUUUGCAGAAAACAGUACUCUCUUAAACCACAAAAGAACACACACUGGAGAGAAACCUUAUGAAUGUAAGUAGUGUGGUAAAGCCUUCGCACAAAACAGUGCUCUCAUAAGCCAUAAAAGAACACACACUGGAGAGAAACCUUAUGAAUGUAAUGAGUGUGGUAAAGCCUUUGCAGAAAACAGUACUCUCUUAAACCACAAAAGAACACACACUGGAGAGAAACCUUAUGAAUGUACCCAGUGUUGUAAAGCCUUUGCACAAAACAGUCAUCUCAUAAGCUAUAAAAGAAUACACACUGGAGAGAAACCUUAUGAAUGUAACGAGUGUGGUAAAGCCUUUGCAGAAAACAGUAAUCUCAUACGGCAUAAAAGAACACACACUGGAGAGAAACCUUAUGAAUGUAACCAGUGAGGCAAAGCCUUUACAGAAAACAGUCAUCUCAUAAGACAUAAAAGAACACACACUGGAAAGAAACCUUAUGAAUGUGACGAGUGUGGUAAAGCCUUUGCACGAAACAGCCAGUUAUUAAACCAUGAAAGAACACACACUGGAGAGGAGCCUUACAAAUGUAAUCAUUGUGGUAAAGCCUUUAAAAAAAACAGUCAGCUCAUACGGCAUAAAAGAACACAUACUGGAGAGAAACCUUAUGAAUGUAACCAGUGUGGUAAAGCCUUUGCACAAAACAGUCAUCUCAUAAGCCAUAAAAGAACACACACUGGAGAGAAACCUUAUGAGUGUAACCAGUGUGGUAAAGCCUUUGCAGAAAACAGUCAUCUCAUAAGCCAUAAAAGAACACACACUGGCGAGAAACCAUAUGAAUGUAAUGAGUGUGGCAAAGCCUUUGCACAAAACAGUAAUCUCAUAAGCCAUAAAAGUACACACACUGGAGAGAAACCUUAUGAGUGUAACCAGUGUGGUAAAGCUUUUGCAAAAAACAGUCAUCUCAUAAGCCAUGAAAGAACACACACUGGAGAGAAACCUUAUGAAUGUAAUGAGUGUGGUAAAGCCUUUGCAGUAAACAGUACUCUCUUAAGCCAUAAAAGAACACACACUGGAGAGAAACCUUACAAAUGUAACCAGUGUGGCAAAGCCUUUGCAGUAAACAGUACUCUCUUAAGCCAUAAAAGAACACACACUGGAGAGAAACCUUAUAAAUGUAACCAGUGUUGUAAUGCCUUUGCACAAAACAGUCAUCUCAUAAGCCAUAAAAGAACACACAAUGGAGAGAAACCUUAUGAAUGUAAUGAGUGUGGUAAAGCCUUUGCACGCAAUAAUAAUCUCAUAAGCCAUAAAAGAACACAUACUGGAAAGAAACCUUAUAAAUGCACUGAUUGUGGUAAAUCUUUCACAUGUGGUAAUUAUCUGUGCAGGCAUGCAAGCAGUCGUACUGGAGAGAAACCUUCUAAAUGCACUGUAUGUGGUAAAGUCUUCUCCUAUACCAGUGAUCUCAUAAGGCAUAAAAGAGCACACACUGGAGAGAAGCCUUUCAAAUGUAAUCAAUGUGGUAAAGUGUUUGCACAAAAGAGUCAUCUCAUAAGCCAUAGAAGAACACAUACUGGAGAGAAACCUUAUGAAUGUAACCAGUGUGGUAAAGCCUUUGCAGAAAACAGUACUCUCUUAAGCCAUAAAAGAACACACACUGGAGAGAAACCUUAUGAAUGUAACCACUGUGGUAAAGCCUUUGCAGAAAACAGUACUCUCUUAAGCCAUAAAAGAACACACACUGGAGAGAAACCUUAUGAAUGUAACCAGUGUGGUAAAGCCUUUCCACAAAAAAGUCAUCUCAUAAGCCAUAAAAGAACACAUACUGGAGAGAAACCUUAUGAAUGUAACCAGUGUGGUAAAGCCUUUGCAGAAAACAGUACUCUCUUAAGACAUAAAAGAACACACACUGGAGAGAAACCUUAUGAAUGUAACCAGUGUGGUAAAGCCUUUGCAGAAAACAGUACUCUCUUAAGCCAUAAAAGAACACACACUGGAGAGAAACCUUAUGAAUGUAACCAGUGUGGUAAAGCCUUUGCAGAAAACAGUACUCUCUUAAGCCAUAAAAGAACACACACUGGAGAGAAACCUUAUGAAUGUAACCAGUGUGGUAAAGCCUUUGCAAAAAACAGUACUCUCUUAAACCAUAAAAGAACACAUACUGGAGAGAAACCUUUUGAAUGUAACCAGUGUGGUAAAGCCUUUGCACAAAACAGACAUCUCUUAAUCCAUAAAAGAACACACACUGGAGAGAAACCUUAUGAAUGUAACCAGUGCAGUAAAGCCUUUCCACAAAAAAGUCAUCUCAUAAGGCAUAAAAGAACACAUACUGGAGAGAAACCUUAUGAAUGUAACCAGUGUGGUAAAGCCUUUGCAGAAAACAGUACUCUCUUAAGACAUAAAAGAUCACACACUGGAGAGAAACCUUAUGAAUGUAACCAGUGUGGUAAAGCCUUUGCAGAAAACAGUACUCUCUUAAGACAUAAAAGAACACACACUGGAGAGAAACCUUAUGAAUGUAACCAGUGCAGUAAAGCCUUUCCACAAAAAAGUCAUCUCAUAAGCCAUAAAAGAACACAUAUUAUAAAG